UUCACAGGAUCCCAGUGGCACCUGAGCUGUUCAUUCAACAUGAUGGCUGUUUGGUGCAUGUCUGGGGCUUUGCUCCUUGUUUUGCUGACUGGUUUGAGUUACAGUUACCCUAUGAAGCAAGUUGGUGCAAACCCUGCUUCUGCUGGCUCUAACUGGAUGUUGCCUUCUGGUGGGUUUGCCCCUUCUGGUUCUUGGGCUGCCUCUAAAACUGUCUCAAAUCCAGCUCAGUCCAGUUUUCAGAAUGCACCAGCACCUCCAGGAUAUGCUCAAGGCUCCUCGGCAGGCCCAGCUCCCCCUGCCUCUAAACAAGGGAUUUCCUGGGCUGUUGCGCCUCCCCCUCAACCACUUGGCCUUAACAUUGUGAGCCGGCCUGAUUCUUCUCUUCCACAGUACCAGGCAGGUGAACUGAUCCAGGAACAGAAAAGCUUUGAGCAUGGCAACUCUGAAUCUGAGACCGAAGAGCAAGGUUCCAUACCACCACCUCCUUUUGUCUACGCUGCACCACCUCCACAAGGCUUUAAUGGAGGACUUGUGCCAUCAGGCCUGGUCCCUUAUCCUUACCCAAAUCCUUACCCUUACUAUGACUACAUGUUCCUGACUGGCCAGUAUCCUCCAGGCACGUAUACUUACACCAGCAACAGCUUUGAGCAGGGGAGGGACAGCUGGGAGAAUGCUCGCUACACAAGGGACAACUAUCCCAGCACUCAGCAGGCCAAGAACAUCCCUUAUAAACAUCGGACCGUCAGGCAGGCGAGUAUUGGGAGCGCUAGUCAUGGUCAGAGUGGUGCAGCGACUGGACAACAGCAGCUCUACAGUGGAGUUGAUGUACAAGGUUCUUACUCGCAGCUGGGCCGACAACGGGGAGAGCCAAGAUCAUUCAUGUAAAAGGCUGGCUACCAGGUGAAUCUGUAAAGAGCUGUCAAUAAAAUCUUAACCUGUAUA
Messenger RNA from Sander lucioperca (pikeperch), 942 nucleotides. RefSeq names its product leucine-rich repeat extensin-like protein 2. NCBI's taxonomy places the organism in Eukaryota, Metazoa, Chordata, Actinopteri, Perciformes, Percidae. The coding region runs from base 40 to 885 and encodes 281 amino acids. The transcript has 5 exons. The record is from RefSeq and is a predicted model, not a curated record.